This is a messenger RNA of Glycine soja, 2505 nucleotides long. Its product is annotated as TMV resistance protein N-like. Gene Ontology annotation, biological process: defense response; signal transduction. NCBI's taxonomy places the organism in Eukaryota, Viridiplantae, Streptophyta, Magnoliopsida, Fabales, Fabaceae. Gene Ontology annotation, molecular function: ADP binding. The transcript is spliced from 4 exons. The record is from RefSeq and is a predicted model, not a curated record. Bases 99 to 2339 code for a protein of 746 amino acids.
AAAUAAAGAAAGAAUCGUUUCUUUCUACAAUUAUUAGCUUUAUAAUAUUUCUUCACUGCCCAUAGUUAUUAUCCUCGCAUUACGCUUCUGCAAUUGCAAUGGCUUCUAAGGCCAUCAUCCAAUACAGCUCUUCUUCUUCUUCAUCUCAUGCGAUCAUCACUACAUAUGAUGUGUUUGUCAGCUUCCGCGGUGAAGACACGCGCAACAACUUCACUGCUUUUCUCUUUGAUGCUCUCUUUGAAAAUGGCAUCCAUGCCUUCAAAGAUGAUACACAUCUUCAGAAAGGCGAAUCCAUAGCACCCGAGCUGCUACUGGCCAUUCAAGAGUCUCGCCUUUUCCUUGUGGUCUUCUCUAAGAACUAUGCUUCCUCAACUUGGUGCUUGCGUGAACUUGCACACAUCUGCAACUGCACUAUUGAAGCAUCCCCGAGUCGUGUUCUUCCAAUUUUCUAUGAUGUUGAUCCAUCAGAGCUGCGGAAACAGAGUGGUUAUUAUGGGAUUGCCUUUGCAGAACACGAAGAAAGAUUCAGAGAAGAUAAAGUGAAGAUGGAGGAACUGCAGAGAUGUAGAGAAGCUCUGACACAAAUGGCCAACCUCUCUGGCUGGGAUAUCCGAAAUAAGUCACAACCUGCAAUGAUUAAAGAAAUUGUUCAAAAAAUAAAUUAUAUAUUGGGUCCCAAAUUUCAAAAUCUUCCAAGUGGUAAUCUGGUUGGGAUGGAAUCCCGUGUUGAAGAAUUAGAAAAGUGUUUAGCAUUGGAGUCGGUCACUGACGUUCGAGUUGUCGGAAUUAGUGGAAUGGGGGGAAUAGGAAAAACGACUCUUGCCCUUGCUUUAUACGAAAAGAUUGCUUAUCAAUAUGAUGUUCAUUGUUUUGUUGAUGAUGUAAACAAAAUUUAUCGACAUUCUGGUUCAUUAGGUGUACAAAAACAAUUACUUGAUCAGUGUCUAAAUGAUAAAAAUCUAGAGAUUUGUAAUGUUUCUAGGGGAACAUAUUUGAUAGGGACUAGGCUACGCAAUAAACGAGGACUUAUAGUUCUUGAUAAUGUUAGUCAGGUUGAACAACUACACAUGUUUACGGGGAGUAGAGAGACUCUAUUACGUGAGUGCCUAGGUGGAGGGAGCAGGAUCAUCAUAACUUCUAGGGAUGAACACAUAUUAAGGACACAUGGAGUAAAUCAUGUUUACAGAGUCAGGCCAUUGAAUCAAGACAAUGCUGUUCAGUUAUUUUGCAAUAAUGCUUUCAAAUGUGACUAUAUUAUGAGUGAUUAUAAAAUGUUGACACAUGAUGCACUAUGGCAUGCUCAAGGCCAUCCCUUGGCAAUUAAAGUAAUAGGCAAAUCCUUGUUUGGUGUAGAUGUUUCACAGUGGGAAGGUACAUUGGUUAGGCUAAGUGAAAAUAAAAGUAAGAAUAUUAUGGACGUGUUACGAAUAAGUUAUGAUGCUCUGGAAGAAAAAGACAAGGAAAUAUUUUUAGAUAUUGCUUGCUUUUCCGGUCAGCAUUAUUUUGAGGAUAAUGUGAAGGAAAUCCUAAAUUUUCGUGGAUUUAAUCCUGAAUUUGGCCUCCAAAUUCUUGUUGAUAAAUCACUCAUAACCAUUAGUUACGGGAAGAUUUAUAUGCAUGACUUGUUGAGAGAUUUAGGCAAGUGUAUUGUUAGAGAAAAAUCACCUAAAGAGCCAAGAAAGUGGAGUAGACUAUGGGAUUGUGAAGAUCUCUACAAAUUUAUGUCGAGCAAUAAGGAAGCAAAAAAUCUGGAAGCCAUAGUUGUUGAAGAUGAACCAGGGAUGUUUUCUGAAACAACAAUGAGAUUUGAUGCUCUAUCAAAAAUCAAAAACCUUAAGUUGCUUAUACUUCCCAGGUAUUAUGAGAAGGGGCUUUCCACAAUUGAGGAGGAGAAAUUUUCAGGAAGCCUUAAUUAUCUUUCCAAUGAAUUAGGAUAUCUUAUUUGGCAUUUUUAUCCCUUUAACUUUCUACCUAAGUGUUUUCAGCCACACAAUCUUGUUGAGUUGAAUCUUUCUGGGAGUAACAUCCAACAUUUAUGGGACAGCACACAGCCUAUACCCAAUUUGAGACGUUUGAAUGUCUCUGAUUGUGAUAAUCUAAUUGAGGUGCAAGAUUUUGGUGAGGCCCUAAAUCUCGAGAGACUAGAUCUCAGUGGAUGUGGACGACUCAGUCGGUUCCAUCCAUCCAUUGGUUUUCCUAGAAAUCUUACCUAUUUGAAUUUAAGUGACUGCAAAAGUCUUGUCGAGUUACCACAUUUUGAACAGGCCCUAAAUCUUGAAAAGUUAAAUCUGGGAGGAUGUGAACUACUAAAACAGCUACCCCAUCCAUUGGUCGUCUAAGAAAGAUUACAUUUUUAUUGGAUUUGCAAGAGUGUAAAAGUCUCACUGACUUGCCACAUUUUGUAGAGCACCUAAAUUUUGAAGAGUUAAAUCUCUAUGGAUGUGUACAGCUAAGGCAGAUACAUCCAUCCAUUGGUCAUCUAAAAAAGCUUACUCAUUUAAAUUU